Rhea pennata is the source of this 3399-nucleotide messenger RNA. RefSeq names its product 5-azacytidine induced 2 (gene AZI2). The transcript has 8 exons. Gene Ontology annotation, cellular component: cytoplasm. The coding region runs from base 184 to 1431 and encodes 415 amino acids. NCBI's taxonomy places the organism in Eukaryota, Metazoa, Chordata, Aves, Rheiformes, Rheidae. Gene Ontology annotation, biological process: canonical NF-kappaB signal transduction. The record is from RefSeq and is a predicted model, not a curated record.
GGGGCCGCGCCGCCCGGGAAUUUCCCGCGGCGGCGGAGGCCGGUGGCGCCGUCGGGCGGCGUCUGCGGCACGGAAGCGAUGGGAGCCCCGAGCGGGGACCGCGACGGCCCGUGCUGCCUCCCCUCCGCCGAGGUGGCUGCCCGUUACUGACGAGCCUGGCCGAGCAAGGCCCGGAGAGCUGUCAUGGAGGAGUUGAUAGAAGAUGACAUCUGUAUUUUGAACCAUGAAAAAGCAGACAACACUCACAAGAGAGAUGGGGAAGUUCCUGUUUCAUCUUACAGUGGAGAUGAGUCUGUUGCCUCACAUUUUGCUCUUGUCACUGCAUAUGAAGAUAUCAAGAAACGGCUAAAGGAGACAGAGAAAGAGAACUCCUUCUUAAAGAAAAGAGUGAGAAUUCUGGAAGAGAAGCUCCUUGGCUCACGACUGGAAGAGGAGUGCAGUUCUGUUGGACGUGAACAAGUAAAUAAGGCUUACCAAGCCUAUCGAGAGGCUUGCAUUGACCGAGAUGGUCUGAAAAGCAAACUGGAUAAAAUGAUGAAAGAAACGUCAGAGUCUUUGAAAGUCUUGAAUGAACAGUUGCAGUCUAAAGAAGUAGAACUUUUACAACUAAGAACUGAAGUGGAAACUCAACAAGUGAUGAAAAAUCUGAGUAGUACUCAGUCUAGCUGGGAAAUAGAGAAGCUGAACAGUGACCUGAAAGUGCAUAGUCUAGAACAGGAUCUAGAGAAGCUCAAGAAAGAGUGCAACAGUCUCAGAAAGGAGCUGCAAAAAUCCAAGCAGAAGUUCACAGAUCUGUACUCACCUGCUCAUUCCCUGUCCCUACUCCCUGCCUCUCACUUUGUUAUGCAGGACCAGGCUCAAGAAGAAAAUCUACUAAACGGAGACCACCUUCAAAGCCAAAGCAUUCAGAGUGCGCAACAAGCAUAUUGGGAACUGAAGAGAGAAAUGUCUAAUUUGCACCUAGUGACUGAAAUGCAAGCUGAGGUUCUACGAAAGCUGAAAACAAAUCCAACAGCAACUAAGAAAGCUGCUUCUGCACCGGUACAGUGUGUUGAAGACUUGGAGAAGAACCUUACGAAGCUGCAUUUGACUACAUCUCGGGUAGUCUAUAAAAACCCAUCUCUUUCACAAAAUGAUCAAGGACUCUGCAAUACUAUACCCCUCCCUCCACUGAGAGAUGUAAAAGUCUCAUCUGAAAGGAUGACUCAGCAAGCAUGGACAGAUGAGAGACCUAUUCCAGUUGAUAGUAAAACAUUUCAGGACCACCAUUCUUAUGGAAAGAGCUCUCUGGAAGAUAAUUCCUGGGUAUUCCCAAGUCCUCCAAAGCCUAAUGAGAAUAUGUUUUGGGAAAUGAAAAACAAAACCACCCUGUUAAACUGUCCGGCAGAUUACCUGGAUCAGUGUAAUCAAAAUUGUCUGCACAAGAGUUAGGCAAUUUUUAGAAUGAACUGAGGCAUUUUUAGAGUGAUUCUGAAUAGGCACCUUACUGCUAGAACUUUUUAAAGAGAGAAAACAAUUGGUUUAAACUUUUUUUUUUUAAUUCUCUUCCUUCCUCUUCUAGUGUCAAAACAGAAAGCCUAGUGUUUCUCUGCUGUAAAUUAAGGAGCAAGUUCCUUGAAGUUAAAGCUGUGCUGGUAUAAUGUAAAUGUAAACAAAUUAGCAUGGAGCCUAGAUAGUUUUUCAUUGCAAAUGGCAUGCAUUUGCAGAAAACUUCACUGAAAAGCUAGUUCUUGGAAUAAAACAAAAUAAUCCAGUUCUUUAUUUGUUUGCUAUUUGUAUAUUCUCAAGAAAAUAGUUGGUAUCUUAUGCUGAUUAUAACAGCUCUUAGUUAAAUUUUGACAGUGUUUUUCUUUCCCAGUUUAAAACAUAAAGAAUUUGAGUGUACCUCCUUCCCUCCUUUCAGUUAUUGCCUAAUUCCUCUGGUUUAGAAAUACAUUUUUGUGAGAUUUUUAUAAAAAUAGUGAUUUUUUUUUUAAUUUGAUUUUAUACUAGAUAGUAUAGCAAGGGAAAAUAAUCCCAGGCUAUCUCAUUUAGAUUGCACCAUUAUGGGGUCUUGUGAACUAUAAAGGAUCAUAAGUAAUGCUGUUGAAAGUUAGAAAUCUUAGAUGUUCAACUUUCUUUCAGUUCAUAAUGAGGAAACUGAUUUUAUUCUACGCACAAUGGUGCCUGCCACAGAAUCAUCCUAUUCACAAUGCAGUUAUCUUUAUUGUGCCUCCUUUGCACAUCACCAGAAACUUGACAUUUUAUUUGUGUGGUUGCUAAGGCUGCUAACUUUUCUUUCAUUAAAGAAACAAAGCCUUAAUUUAAUUAGACUAGAUGUUUUAGCAUUGUUGAGAUACAUAAUAAUUCUUGUGGCGUAUGUCACAAACUAAAAUUUUUUUGAAUUGCAACUGCCUGCUUUAUAGAUUGAGUGUUCAAGUAAUUCUUCUGCUUUUUCUUAAGCCAAGCACUUUUUUUAGACAAAUACAAUUUAUGCUUAAUCUUUUUUCAGCUGCUCAAUAUCUGACUUACUAUAACAGGGUAAAGUGAAAUGCCUUGACUGCUCAAUACCUUGAAAGAAAAUGCUGUGUAUUUUAGAUCUUUGAUACCUAACUUGUCAGGGGUGGGGAAGUUGAUUAAUCCUGUUAUUUACAGGUGUGUGGAAGGUGAAGUGCUAACUUCACAAGUCCAGCUUCAGUCUAAUAAUUAAUCCUACAGCUGUUUAAUAGCAAAUUAUCUUAAAAUUAUUUGCAGAUAAACAGCAAAGUUAUGACUGUAGCAUAGCCAUAUUAGUGACGGACUGUAAGAGUGUUACUGAGCUGAGCUACUACGUGAUCUGUGUGGUUCCGGACACUUUCUUCUCUGUGGGUUAAGUACUUCAUAUGAUGCCCAUCUUGUGUUUGAGUUUGUCUAUCAAAGUUGAAAGAAUCUUUCAGAUACCUUCUACUGUAUUAGUGAACAGCAUACAUAAAUAAUGCUUCCCGUUCACCAGAUAUUGUUUUUAUCUUUCUAUUAUCUUGCUCAUGUAUACGGGCUUGUCUGUGAUUAAUGGAAAUGGUAUCAGAUGCUGGAAUUUAUUCUGACCAAUGAACACAGCUGACUCAGGGGAGUACAAUCUCUUGGAAAGUAAUAGAACAAAACCCAAUAUGCAUAAAACAAAUCCAGGUUGCUAGGCUUUAGCUGAUAGAACCAACUACCUGUGUAAUAACAAAGUGGCAGAAACCAUUUCUCAUGUGGCUGCAUAGACUGUAUUGUAUCUAGCUCUAAUGUAACUUACUUUUUGACGUGCCCCUCCCUUCAUCAAAGAUUUUUUUUUAAACUAAUGAUAUCCAGCAGGCAUCAGUCUGAUUAAUACUUUGAAUUGUGCAAUGAAGGUAUCCUACUGUGUAAUAUUUUAAAUAAACUUAUUUUUAUUUGAAA